AUGUCAGCAUCAGAAGAGUAUACUGUACCAGGCGAGAGCAGCUUUCCCACCCAUGCCGAGGUAGACCACUACCUUCUCCCUAAACUGGCUACCGCCUCAUCUCCCGCUGCCGACCCCUCUCUCCCACUUAUGGAAGCUCAUGCCCUCGCCUCGGGACUUCCCAGUAUUGCAGUAUCCCCCCUACAAGGGCAAUUCCUGACUGUCCUUGUUUUGUCGAUUGGAGCCAAGAGGGUGCUGGAGGUGGGUACGUUGGCGGGCGUCUCGACCUUCUUCCUAGCGAAGGGUUUGCCAGAGGACGGGCAAUUGGACACUCUCGAGGUAAGCGAGAAGCAUGCUCAAGUGGCUCAAGACAACUUUGAGAGAAUUGGGAUCGUGCCGAAGCCCCGGGUACAUGUUGGGCCAGCAUCGGAGACGUUACGAAAGAUGAAAGCGCCGGUGGAAGGGCUGCUGUAUGAUUUCGUCUUUAUCGAUGCGGACAAGGCGGGCACAUUGGAGUAUGUGAAGCAAAGCUUGAGGAUGCUGAGAAAGGGAGGGCUGAUUGUGAUCGAUAAUGCUAUCAGAGGAGGACGAGUCGCCUUGACAGAAGCGCAAGAUCCCGACCCCGAAGUCACCGGGAUGAGAGCUCUCUUCGAUUGGAUAGAAGAGGAUGACGGAAGGACAGUCCUGGCCAAUGUGACCCAGACGGUGGGGGCAAAGUUCUACGAUGGGUUUGCUAUUCUCACCAAGUUGGUGAAUUGA
Messenger RNA from Cryptococcus wingfieldii CBS 7118, 738 nucleotides. RefSeq lists its product as hypothetical. The record is from RefSeq and is a predicted model, not a curated record. The transcript is spliced from 4 exons. Gene Ontology annotation, molecular function: O-methyltransferase activity; S-adenosylmethionine-dependent methyltransferase activity. NCBI's taxonomy places the organism in Eukaryota, Fungi, Basidiomycota, Tremellomycetes, Tremellales, Cryptococcaceae. Bases 1 to 738 code for a protein of 245 amino acids.